GGACAUGUUGGGAUAUAUCUCGUAUCGUUGUGAUUGGGAUUGGGACAUGAUAUAUCGUAUCGUCGAGUUGGUCUCUUGUUUUGUAUUUUCUGAAUUUUCGAUCAAUGUUAUAAUCAUUUUAACCAUUUUUCACGAAUUAAAAAAAUGUCGACGAAAUCUCCGGUAGAUUUGCGAUCGGAGUUGGCGGAAUUGGUGAAGCGUAAAGCCGAGAUCGCUGAAACGUUAGCCAACUUGGAACGUCAAAUAUACGCCUUUGAGGGAAGCUAUUUGGAGGAUACUCAAUUGUAUGGAAAUAUAAUAAGAGGUUGGGAUAGAUACUUGGCAAGUAACAAAAAUACCAAUAGUAAAGCUGACAAGCGUAACAGAAAAUUUAAAGAGGCAGAAAGAUUAUUUUCCAAAUCGUCCAUUACAUCCAUGGCUGCGGUUAGUGGACUCGUUGAGAAUGCACAAGAAAAAAUUGAACGAUACAGCGAAUCAGAGUCUCAGAUUGGAAAUAGUGGCAGCGAGGACAAUUGCAACUUUGGCAAUUCAAAUGCGAUUCCUUCCAGCAAUAACAAAGAAGCUAGUGGAAAAAAUCAUACUUCCAUUCAAACCGGACAUGUCCAAAAUAGUGGUACUCUUAAUAGUGCGGACAAUACUUCGAUUCAAUUUACAAAUGGAUCAAUGUCCAAUGGAAAUUUAGAACAUAUUACCGCACCUGUCAAAGAAUGUCACAGUAAUAGUAAAGACUCUAACAAAACCAAAUCUGGAAAUAGCGCAAAAAAGAAUAGCACAAAAAGAGCAAGAAAUAGGUAGAAAUAUUAAUGACAUGUACGUUAGCGAAACGUAUCGAUUCUUUUUUUUUUCUCUUUUUCCUUGGAACAAUACAGAUUUUGUGUAAUGUUGCUAGUUAUGGCUGAUUUUUUUUUCUCCCACUUGUGGAAUCUUCACAUAGUAUUUGAUAUUUGUCAUAAGAUCCGAUAUAGAUAUCCAUUUUUGUACAUUACAAAAAAAACCAAUGUUUUUUAUUUUAACAUAAAACUAUACUGAUUAGGUUGACACAUUUUGUCUCCUGAGCUAAACAAAUUAGUUUUAUUGUAUUUUUGUACAUAUAGUAAUAAGUAUAGUUAGUACACAUUCCACAAUUAUGUAAACGUAUAUUUCGUAAGUAUUCGUAAUGUUUCUUGCAGUAUUAAUGUUUGAGAAACUAUUUUUAAGUUUUGUGAAAAAAAUAUUAAAGUAGAAGAAAUAUUCAUAACACAUACAUACACACGUGCAAAUUAAAAUUAAUUUAAAGAAAUAACCUUAAAUAUCUUUCAGCUCUCUUUGUGUGUGUGUGUGUGUGUGUGUGUGCGCAUGCGUAUAUUCGCACGUGUGUGCAUAUAUGUAUGAUUUGAGCAACACACACACACACACUUUUCGUUUUAAUAAAACAAUUUAUUUCUAACAAAAUAUGUCGAUUCAAAAUUUUUCAAUUAAAUCUUUUUUAAAGCUAAGAGAUACAUUUGUCAAUUAAAUUUAACAUUGAUCUUAUAUAAUUUUACGACUAUACGUAAAUUAAAUAAUAAAAAAGAUGAAAAUGUCUCUCUCAAUCUUUAAAAUCUAAAGAUUUAUAAUAUAAUGUUGAUUAACAAUAACAAUAAGAAAUCCGAAUCUCAAUAUUAAAUGAUAAUCUAUGAAUAUUGAAAUUCUCUAAGAA
Molecule: messenger RNA, 1678 nt
Organism: Solenopsis invicta (red fire ant)
Lineage: Eukaryota; Metazoa; Arthropoda; Insecta; Hymenoptera; Formicidae
Gene: Eaf6
Product: chromatin modification-related protein MEAF6
Exons: 4
Coding region: 145-795 (216 amino acids)
Cellular component (GO): NuA4 histone acetyltransferase complex
Source: RefSeq, a predicted model, not a curated record